Molecule: messenger RNA, 4367 nt
Organism: Syngnathus typhle (broad-nosed pipefish)
Lineage: Eukaryota; Metazoa; Chordata; Actinopteri; Syngnathiformes; Syngnathidae
Gene: fam20cb
Product: FAM20C golgi associated secretory pathway kinase b
Exons: 11
Coding region: 675-2345 (556 amino acids)
Biological process (GO): protein phosphorylation
Cellular component (GO): Golgi apparatus
Molecular function (GO): protein serine/threonine kinase activity
Source: RefSeq, a predicted model, not a curated record
CAGAUGCUCGCUCACUUGUUACAAGGCGUGCUUCUUUCGCUUCUGCUUAUCCAGCUGCACGCCCUGAAGGUGUCCCGCUCCCUACCUCGUCUUGUUACCUGUCCAAACAGGACCGCCUCCGUUGAGAAUUGUCAACCCGGAGAGCUGAUUUUUUAUUUUUAUUUUGGGGAGGAUAAGUGCGCGUCGACCACUUACGGGGACUUUUCCGUGUAUUUUGUCUUUUAAAGCGCGACAGCGAAGAUCUGAGCUUGUGGUGUGCGCGUGUGUUGUUGUUUUUUUCCGCUGCGCGGAUGUUGGACUCAUGCGCGACUUCGGACCUCCGCGUUUAACGGAUCCAUAUUAGGUUCCGCCUUUGGUCUCUUUGGAAAGCGGCCGUGUGACGACGAUGUGGCUUGCGCAAAUCGACCGUUGGUCUGAACCCGGUCGACCUGGAUGCUCGUUGCUGAAUCUUUAAAUAAUCUGCACAAAGCUUGAAGAAAGAAAAACAGGAGUCUGAAGCUUGAACACUGAAUCCUCUACUCAAGACGACCAGUGAGGAUGGGUCAUUGGUGUUUAAUGUUUAUUUCAUUAGACUGGCAUCCAGUCUAAUUAACAUCAUCAGUGAUGUAGUCAGCCUGUGCAUCUGCGUGCUCAUCAUCUGCAGUAAAUACUCACAUCUGCUCAAAAGGGAGACCAUGAAGAUGAUCCUCCUGCGGAAAUUCCGGGUUUUGAUCCUUAUGGUGUUCCUGGUGGCGUGCUCCAUGCACAUCAUGAUCGACUUACUCCCCAAGCUGGAGAGGCAAGGCGCGGGAGGCUGCUCCUGCUCGCACGCUCCCAGCGAGGAGCCUCGCAGCUGGGCCAAGCAAGGCUGGCCCAACAAGCACACCUUGCGCAUCCUGCAGGACUUCAGCAACGAGCCCAGCACCUCCAACGUCUCGUCCCAUUCCCUGGAGAAGGGCAUCGCUGCAGGAGACAAGUCCCAAGGCUUCAAGAGGCCAGAGCAUCACGCUCAGCGCGGGGACAGGAAACGACAGUUCAUUCAGGACACGACAGUCAGCAAGAACACGCCGGCCAAGGGUUCAAGGCUGGCUGCCCUCUAUGAGCACCCUUUGUAUAAAAGGUCCUUGACUCCGCUCACAGAUGAGGACACGCUGUUCAACGUCAACGCGGACAUCCGAUUUGACCCCAAAGCAGCAGAGCAGGAGUGGAAUGCCGACGGCAACCCCGAGGAAUUCAGCCCCACUGGAGAGCUGACGGCUGACUCCUAUCCCAAUUGGCUGCGCUUCCACAUUGGAAUUAAUCGUUACGAGCUCUACUCCAGACACAACCCCGUCAUUGACGCGCUGCUCAAAGAUCUCGUCAACCAGAGGAUCACCAGCGUGGCGAUGAAAUCUGGAGGCACCCAACUCAAGCUCAUUAUGACCUUCCAGAACUACGGACAGGCGCUCUUCAAGCCCAUGAAGCAGACACGAGAACAGGAGACGCCACCGGACUUCUUCUAUUUCUCCGACUUUGAGAGACACAACGCCGAGAUCGCCGCCUUUCAUCUCGACAAGAUUUUGGACUUCCGUCGCGUCCCUCCCGUGGCUGGCAGACUUGUCAACAUGACAAAGGAGAUCCGAGAUGUCACGCGUGAUAAAAAGCUGUGGCGGACAUUCUUCAUCUCACCAGCCAACAAUGUAUGCUUCUAUGGGGAAUGUUCGUACUACUGCUCGACUGAGCACGCUCUGUGCGGAAAGCCCGACCAGAUAGAAGGCUCCCUUGCCGCCUUCCUCCCGGACCUCGCCCUCGCUAAGCGCAAAACCUGGAGGAACCCGUGGAGACGUUCCUACCACAAACGCAAGAAGGCAGAAUGGGAAGUUGACCCGGACUACUGUGAGGAGGUCAAACAGACGCCGCCCUAUGACAGUGGGACAAGACUUCUGGACAUAAUGGACAUGACCAUCUUUGACUUCCUUAUGGGUAACAUGGAUCGGCAUCAUUAUGAGACGUUUGAAAAGUUUGGAAACGAGACGUUCAUCAUCCAUCUGGACAACGGCAGGGGGUUUGGAAAACACUCUCAUGAUGAAAAGUCCAUCCUGGUGCCACUGACACAGUGCUGCCGGGUACGCAAGUCGACCCACUUGCGUCUGCAGCUGCUGGCCAAGGAGGAAUACAAGCUGUCCACACUGGUGGCAGAAUCCCUGGAGAGGGAUCGUCUCAGCCCCAUUCUCAUCCAGCCCCACUUGGACGCCAUGGACCGCCGCCUCCGCCAGGUUCUGCAGGUGCUGGUUGAAUGCAUUGAAAAGGAGGGCUACAGUUACGUGGUGGAGAACGACCUCCAAGGGAGCCAAUGGACAGAGCACAGCGGGCCAACGAGGAGGUAGCUGGAUGGAACUUGAGCUCGGAGGCUUUGAAUUACCUCCUGAUGCGAUGUGAGCGCUUUCAGGCCAAGCUGCCCCGCCCGCAGGUCAGUACCGAGUGGACGCAGGGGCAAGGUAGGUUGAUCUGGGAUCGGGCCAUUAUUGAGUUGGGACCACGCUGCCGCACCUAGGCUCUUAAAAAAGAAAAGAAAAAAGAAAAAAAAAAGACCAAGCCACACUUAAGUGUAGGAUAGUUUCACCGCAGCCAGACUGACCCACUGCAGCACUAGCAGACCGUGAAAGUCUCGUAAGAGACGCCUUGUCUUUGUCUCCUCCUGGACCUUGUUUUGAAUUCAGUGAAUUCUGAGGGACUUGCCGAGAUUCUCCAAGCUGACAAAUGUGUUUCUAUACGUGCUGAUGACAUCACAAACGUUCCAUUUUGUUGUCCUGGAGGAGGAGUUGGUUGUUUUUGUCAUCUUAAAGAUACAAGUAAGUUGUUUACGGAAAAGGAAUUUAUCUAUUUUUUUUGCCUGGGGUUUAAAUAAUUUUAAUUGGAGUGCAGGUUAACUCCCGGAUUUGUUGAUUAAUAGUGCCCAUAAACGAGAGUAUUUAUUAAAAAUCAUAUUUAUUGUUUGAAAUCAAAUAGGUCCAAAAGCAGCCUCAAAAAUAACAUCACAGUGAUGUACUUUCUUAUUUGCCCCACAAGAGGGCGGACGUGCUGCGUGCAAAACAAGCAGCGAUGAGGUCAGGAAAAAGAAAAACCAUGUUUACACUUGAGUUUGUGUCAUUGAACUCCCCCCCAACUGCUGUCUUAUUUGUAUCACCUGUAAUCACCAGUCACAAAAUUAGGUACACUUGCCCAUUAUAAACUCGCCUUUGUAUAUCAUUUCAUGUAUUUAUUUAACAGGUUCACAUUUUUACAGUUGUAGUUUUCAUUGGUGCAGAAUAGCACUGUAACAUACUGAGAAGUGUUUCUAAUUAUCUGACAAUGGGAUAUUGGUGCAGUGCUAUCAAACAUCUGUUCUACUAAAACACAAAUUAAAAACAGAGCAUCUUUGUCAAACAUCAUUUCGGACAUACGACAGAUUGGAUGUAAGUGUACCUAAUAUUGUGGCCAGUGAGUGUAAAUUUUACCAAAAAGCCAGUUGUUACACAAGUCGUUUUGUAUUAUUGUUUCUUUGUAAUAUACCAGUUGGUGUCCUGAUGUUGCUGUACCAGAGAGAUUAUUUUUCAGGGUGCACAUUUCAUUCAUCAACAACAGCUUUGAAUAUAUACCAUAGGAAAAUCUAGUGCCUGUGCAAGGAUAGAAACUUGAAUGUCUGGUUUCAUAUUACCAAAAGGUUUCAACUCCUCCCGGAGACGAGUACUGAUAAAUGGGGAGGUCUUCGUAUGAGUGUGUGCCCAUUCCAUCCGAUCUACAAAAGCUUUUCUACAGUCCUGUGUCAAUCCAGUGUGUGUGUGUGCGUGCAAGUGUAGGUGUGAGAUGACCCACUGAGAAGAUUUUCUUCAAGUUAAAGAAAAUAUAUUUUCAUCAUCGGGACAUUGUUUCUGUGGAUUUUUUGUUCCUUUUUUUUUUUGCAUCAUGGUUAAAGUGCAAUAAAAAUAAAUACGCAAGAAUCCAAAGUCUCCUUUUAUUUGUUUCAAAAUAUAUCAAUUGAGGAAUACAAUAUGCAUGUACAGCAGUGCUUCUCAAUUAUUUUCUGUUACGCCCCCCCCUAGCAAGAAGAAAACUAUUCGCGCCCCCCCUCCCCACCGUGACUAUCCUAACUUGUCUUGUAAAUCGUAAAAUGUUGCACUGUCGCAAACGUGACAGAAGUAACAAUGAGAGCGCCACUGCCCCCUGCUGUAGUAAACGCGCAAUUACACUUUAUUCUAGUACUGCCAAAAAAAAAGCCUGUUCCCCAGGGUCACACGCGCCCCCCCAGGAAUAGCACCGCGCCCCCCAAGGGGGGCGCGCCCCACUAUUUGAGAAGCACUGGCCUAGGUGACUGAUUCACAAUUUGGUUUUGUCUGAUAUCAGAGAUUAAAUAAAGAAAACCAACUGGC